Prorocentrum cordatum is the source of this 3483-nucleotide messenger RNA. The record is from the annotation of a GenBank genome assembly. NCBI's taxonomy places the organism in Eukaryota, Dinophyceae, Prorocentrales, Prorocentraceae.
AUGUCGUCGGACGACGACUUCAUAGUAUUCUGCCCCCCCGCAGCUGCUGCGGGAGGCGAUGGCCACAUGGACGUGGAGGCCCCAGCAGCUGCUGGAGUGGAAGGUGCUGCUCUGCGAGGCCGCGGGAGCAGACGGUGGACGCAACAGCAGAGAGAACGAGAGGGCAUGCGCAUGAUUGUUGGCCGCGUGGCGAAAACGUUGAAGACGAAGAUUCGCAGGCAGGCUGACUCCAUCAACAAGUUCGCCGGGCGGGCCAUCGCGUUCUCGCGGGCUCGCAUGCUCGAACUUGCGCACGUCAAGAGGCACACAGUGACUGGUAUUGCCGAAGCGCACAACACUUCCAGGAAGACGGCGCGCAGGAUCACCGAGAUCGUCGCCUACGCCGAGGUCGAAUGGGACGGCUUCCUACUCAGGGACUUGCGCCGGCUUAUCCAGCACGACAGGCCAGAGUUCGCAGGUGUGAGACUCUCCAUGACAUUCUUCUGGGGCAACAGGUCGGGAGCCCAGUUCUACGAGGCGGUGUCGCCGCCUCUGCCGCUGCUGAGCAAUGGAGCUGACCACUUGAACGCAGCCAUGCGCAACCACCCUCUGAUGAAACCAAUGGUAGAAUUUCAGGAGUGGCUCGCGGACCUCACUGGCAUCGCGGACCUCACUGGCAUCUGCUUUGCGAUCCGCGAGGCAGGUGCGCAUCCCGCCAACGUUCGAUUGCACGCUCACUGGAGAAAUGAAGACACGAAUACGUUGAAUAGUCCACCCCUGGCGCUCUUGGCAAGGUGCACGAACCACCAGACAAACAUUGUCUGCGUGUCCACAGUUGAUCUUGUAGGAAUGAAAGUGAUCAAUGACAUGUAUGUGGCCGUGCGAUUCUUCAAGGUGGGUGGACGCUGCGCGCGCAUUGUCGCGACCGUCCAGGUGUAUCUCCAGGAGAACAAUCGCGAGCGCGUCAUUCGGAAUCGCGCGCCAUCUGCGCAACAGGUCGCGCAGGCGAGGAUAUGCGCUGAAGCACCCGUCGCCUUCUUGAUCGACACUUGGAAAGGCGAUGUUUCCACGCCGGCAGGAAGAUCUGCGAAGGAAAGGCGCAGCACGGCAGUCCGAAGAUGCUUUACACAUACGUUGUUUGGCCCGACUUGGACGUCAACUGGGACAAUCGUCAUUUACGACAUUGGUCAGUGCAAGAGCAUGGAUCAAUUGGUCAUUGAGGUGGGGGCGACCAUUCGAGAACUCCUGUUGCCCAAUAUGCCUACAGAGCCAGUGCUGGCCAAAUGGACCAAACUUAUGCCAUGUGCUAAGUUUUACUUGCAGACAGGCGUGCGCGGCCUCCUCCAUGAGCUGAUCAAGAUUGCAGGCGGGGGUUUUCAGCACCCACAACACGACAACCCAGUGAACUUCGGAGAUGCGGCGGCCGACCCGGGCGCUGAGCUUUUUCGGCAUCAACUUGCAGGCGUCCGAUUGCGGAGGACAUUGAGCUUGACGUCCAGCUUCGAACACCGCUUCCACAUACACCUCAUCUGCGUCGCAGUCCAGCCCUGCCGGCUACGACAUCAACACUUCUUGAAGUUGGCGAACAGGCGUUACCGUGGCCUCAAUUCGCAGCGCUGGCCGUGGCCCUGGAUCAGAAGGAACGCUGGACCGAGAAACAGCAACUCCGACAACAAUCCCAGCGACAGCUUCAACUUUGCGGUGCCGUCGACGGCGCUGGCGAUGGGGCCGGAGGCGGAGGCGGUGGAGGCAGUGCCAAUGACGAGCCAAGACCGUCCCACGGUGUAUUUUUACGCCGCGGUCUCGGCCAUCGGCCGCUUGAGCACCGAGCCCGAGCACGUCAACUUCUUCGAGCUCCAGUGCGAAGCAGCCGAUGUAACACCAAAGGAUGUCGACCCCUUCGACUUGCGCCUGGAACAUAUGUUCGACGACGGCCCCCUCGGAGAGGAGCUUCACGGCAUGGUGCAGGAGGAUGCGCCACCGCGGCAGCCUUGCGAUCCUCUGCGCAUCUCCUACAAAGAUCCGGUCGGCGGCCGCGUCCUGACCGAGGACGUCUUCCUGGACCCCCGCGACUCGUGGCGGGAGGACGGCAGCCUGCUCCUCGUCGACGCGCGCGCGGUGACCGGCCUGCAGAAGCAGCUGGACAAGGAGGCCGCCAGGUUCCGCGAGGCCCGCCAGACGCUCGCCAGUUGCCAGCGGGACUACCUGCGGGAGCGCCAGUUCCUGGUGGAGGAGAUCGGCAAGAUCGCACGAACAGCCCACGACCACCAGCUCAGGAAGGCCGCGCAGGAGGUGGUCGACGAGGCACUGAGCGCGCUCAAGGAGCCGCUGGGCGCCGACGACGCCACCGAAGAGGAGGUCGCGCUUCUCUCGGAGCAGAUCGGGACUCGCGAGUCGGCUGACGAGCCGCUGGUGGAGUACCUGCGAAAGGCCGGGAUCAAUUGCGAUGACGAGUUCGCGGUGCGCAUUUUGCUGAAGCUGAUGCGCGAUGGAAUCGCGGCCCUCGAGCUCAAGCGCGAUCGGCUGCAGCAGCGGCUGGAUACACUGGAGAGCAGGAACAUGUCAAGCGAGAACGUUGCCCAGACUCUGCUGGAGGCGGUGUACCACGACGGUGCCACGAUGCUGGACCUCAUCCUUGCACUCAUCGAGCAGGCCGACGAUUCGCGGCAGCAGCAGAUUCUGGAAGACCUGGUGACUGGAGGGAUCCGGCUCAAGUACGACGACGCCCAAUACAAGUUCAACGAGCUGAAAACGGCGACGAGGGAGUGGAAGAGCAAGCUCAAGGAAUUCGACGAGACGAAGGAGCAGCAGAGGGCCCUGGAGGAGGACGUGGAGGCCCUCCAGCGCCGGGUCGCGGAGCAGGAGGCCGCGGCCGAGGCGGCGGCGGAGGCUCGGGCGCGGGAGCAGGCGGAGAAGGCGGAGGCCCUGGAGCAGCGGGCCAUGAAGGGCUUCCUCAGCAAGCACGACAAGGCCGAGCUGCGGCUUGACGAGGACGAGAUGCAGUACUACCACCGGGAGGAGAUGAAGGCCGUCAGGCGGUCCGAGAAGGUGCGGGAGGAGGUGCUCGCCCGGCAGGAGGCGCGCAGCGCCCGGCGUGCGGCCUGCGAGGAGAUCCAGGGCAAGGUGGAUGAGCUCCACCAGGAAGUGGAGGAGGCCGAGGCAGAGGUGAGGGAGAUGAAGGCAGAGGCGCAGGGGCAGCAGGAGAGGCACGGCGGGCUGGAGGAGCGCCUCGAGCAGCUGCAGGACCUGCAGGAGGCCGCCAAGGCCCCCCCGCUGAAGAAGAUCAACUUCAAAGGCGUCGAGCAGGAGCUGGAGGAGGCCUCGAGGGUGUACGAGGAGCUGCAGGAGGAGGAGGCCGUGUGCAUCUCGAGGGAGCGCUUGUACGAGGAGCGCUUCGAGCGCGCGACGGCGCAGUGGGAGGAGAUCCAGGCUGAAGUCGGGCAUGUCCUUACAGGAGGAACGUUCCAAAAUAGCAGAAAUCAACAGUGGGACGAAUUUUCCGAC